Messenger RNA from Rotaria sp. Silwood2, 261 nucleotides. The record is from the annotation of a GenBank genome assembly. Lineage: Eukaryota; Metazoa; Rotifera; Eurotatoria; Philodinida; Philodinidae.
AUGGGUAAAGGGUUAAAUAAGUCGCAAAUAAUCAAUGAAGUUUUGCUGAUUAUAUUUGGUUAUUUAUCUUCAUUUAAUCUUUGUCAAAUCUUUCUUGCUAUGAAAAAUGCUCGUAUCGAACAUCUUCUUACUUCUAUACAUCACUCGUUAGAUGCUAGUUCAAUGCGUUAUGAACAAUUGCAUCAAUUUCUCAGCAAUACUAAUAAUGAUACUACAAAGCGUGUUGCUGCUUUGAUAGAUACUGUUGUACUUCGUGAUUAA